Habropoda laboriosa is the source of this 1999-nucleotide messenger RNA. RefSeq names its product venom acid phosphatase Acph-1-like. Lineage: Eukaryota; Metazoa; Arthropoda; Insecta; Hymenoptera; Apidae. Gene Ontology annotation, biological process: dephosphorylation. The transcript is spliced from 6 exons. The coding region runs from base 71 to 1219 and encodes 382 amino acids. The record is from RefSeq and is a predicted model, not a curated record. Gene Ontology annotation, molecular function: phosphatase activity.
ACAGAAGUGAAUUGAAAUUUUUGUCGGCUGUACACCGUGCUUCAGAAGUAAAUUCUGCACGUCGUUAGAAAUGAUUCGCAAAGAAGUAUACGUUAAACUAAUUUUGUGCCUGUGCUUGUUAUUACAGUCGGUAGUAGCAGAUUUUCAACUCGAAUUAGUACAAGUUAUAUUCAGGCAUGGUGAUCGAACACCAAGCAGUACAGAGCUGUUUCCCAAAGCACCACUUCUUCCUAUUUAUGAAACGCUGGGUAACGGUCAAUUAACCGAGGCAGGGAAGAUGAGAGAAUAUCACCUUGGGACACUGUUGAAGCAAAAGUAUAAUACAUUAUUGGGUAAUUCUCCUCGAUAUAGCGAUGUUAAUGCUCGCAGUACGGAUUUUCAACGGACAAAAAUGUCCGUGCAGCUAGUUCUGAAAGGAUUAUAUCCUUCGACAGACACUACAUCGAAUCAAAUGGAUUGGUCUGCUGUACCAAUAGUAAACUUACCAAUAAUCGUGGACUCACUUAUGUUCCUGACAGCUUGUCCAACAUAUCAAAACGAAUUGAAGAAAGUAAAAAAUUCAACAAUAGUUCGUAUAAAACUAUCAAAGUACAAAGACCUUUUUGACUAUCUUCAGGAGAACACCGGUUCCGAUAUGACCUCGGACCCAAUAAUAGGAACUAGCAAAAUCUACCAGUACCUAGCAUCACAGAAAGGUAUGAAUAUUACCCUUCCACAAUGGGCCACUGCAAAUGUUCAGAAGAGAAUAGAAGAAAUUGUGGCACUAGAUUAUGAACUUCAAUCUGCCACAAUUAAAAUGAAACGACUGUCUGGAGGUGCGUUUGUAAAGCAACUUAUAGAAAAUAUGAAUUUCAAAGGAAAUACAACUGCACCAAAGAUUUAUUUAUACGGCGGACACGAAAUAAACAUUGCGUCUGUUUCUAAAGCCCAUGGAUUAACUGAACCGAAAAUCCCCCAGUAUGGAUCUGCAAUUAUAGUUGAAAAAUUGCGAAACGACAGUGGUAAAGAGUUCGUUCAAAUGUUCCUUUGGACUGGCGUUACAGGAAACUUAAUCGCUUACACCCUUCCUAAGUGCACUACAUUAUGUCCAUACGAUACGUAUAUAAGGAUCGUGAAAAAUAUUAUCCCGACGAAUGAAGAAUUAGAUUGCUUGUGGAACAACGUAACGAAAGAUCAACUACGUCAGUAUUAUAGUAGAAACCAAAUUGGACUAAAGUGAUUUAAACUUUUUAAGUACGCGAAAUAAACGAAAUAUCGAUCUUUCCAUUCCCUUAGAUGUAUCCUUAAGCGAAUUUACGAGAAAAUUUUAUUGCGAAUAAGACUACAAAAAAAGAUUUAAAUCUAAGAAAUCUCAUAACAAAUAUGUAUAAUUCUUCAGUUAAUUUCAUAAACAGCGUUGAUAAAAGAGACCCACUCCGUGAUCUGAUGCUUCACCAAACUUGAUACUUUGCUUCCACUCUCUACAAACAACUAAAUCCGCAAUCGCGACCAAAAACAGUCAAAAAUUCAACGACACGAUGAUAAUGUUUUCUUUAGUCACACCAGUGGCGCGUUAUCCUAUGGGCAAAAAGAGCAAUUGCCCGGAGCCUCCACCAACGAGGUGGGCCCAAAACCAAUCUUUUAUAACCUCAAUGUCGAAAGUUAAAAACUGCGGUAAUUAUUUGCCAAAAUUUUUGGCCAUUUAAAAGUUGUUCAAAAUAUUGAUCCCCCCCCACAAGAAAAAAUUCCUGAAGAAAAAUGUCUGACUCCAACACUGUACAUGGGGCCCCCAAAUUCAAAUUUGCCCGGGGCCUCAUGAAGCUAUAACGCGCCACUCACAAUGAAUGGAACCCAUUUGCGAAAAUGCGACUAAUUGAUGUUCUCUUUGAGUUAGAUCAGAAAAAAGAAACUAUUGUGAACCUCGAAAGUUUUUAGAAUAGGAUGGGUUUUGGUUGUCUAAAGAGGUGUGAAAGCCUAGUGGGUUGGGAUUUCCAUGUUAUGGACGAAAGAACGGACGAGA